This is a messenger RNA of Hemibagrus wyckioides, 3853 nucleotides long. It is a transcript of the gene mettl13, whose product is annotated as methyltransferase 13, eEF1A lysine and N-terminal methyltransferase. The coding region runs from base 283 to 2394 and encodes 703 amino acids. The transcript is spliced from 8 exons. NCBI's taxonomy places the organism in Eukaryota, Metazoa, Chordata, Actinopteri, Siluriformes, Bagridae. The record is from RefSeq and is a predicted model, not a curated record.
UCAAGUCCGUCAGUGAAGUGUGUCCGGAUUGAAGCUCCAAAAACAUGUGGGAAAGGACUUCAGCUCGUCAAUAAAUUAGAACAGGAAGGAGAAAAACAUGUAGACAAGACCAGAGAUCAGGGCUCAAGAAAAUAACCUUUUUGUAUUCAUUUUGCAUAGUUUAUAACGUUGUUCUAGGGGUUCCACGUGCUGUGGGGUGCAGUAUCGUAUGUACUAGAUGUUGCAGGCUGCUGGAGAUCAGCAUUAGAGAUUAUUGUUUUUAAUUUAGAGAUUAAGAAAGACAUGAGUCUGUUACCAAGGACAGCGGAGGAGUUCAGCUCUGCAGAUUAUUGGGAGCGAUUUUUCCGCAAACGAGGAGAGAAAGCUUUUGAGUGGUAUGGAGACUACAACUCGCUGUGUGGCGUGCUGCACAAAUACAUUAAACCCCGGGAGAAGGUUUUAGUGGUGGGCUGUGGAAACUCGGAGCUAAGUGAACAGCUUUACGAUGUCGGCUACCAUCACUUAACCAACAUCGACAUUAGCGAGACAGUCGUCGCUCACAUGAACCAGCGAAACGUACAGCGCCGUCCUGACCUCACCUUCCAUCAGGUAGAUGCCACUCAGACAGGUUAUGAGAGCAACAGCUUCCAGGCUUGCCUGGAUAAGGGAACUCUAGAUGCCAUGGCUUCGGAGGAGGAAGGUGUCGUGGCGAGCAAAAUGCUGGCUGAGGUGGGGCGGGUUCUGGCUGUGGGUGGCCGCUACGUUUGUGUGACUCUCGCCCAGGAGCAUGUGAUAAAACUAGCAACGGAGCAUUUUGCCGAAGCUGGCUUUGCCAUACGUAUCCACAGCCUGAGCCAGCAGAACCCAGACUCAGAUUCCUCCUCGUUUGCUCUACCUGUUUUCGUUCUCGUCUGCACCAAGUUCCGCCAGCCACCUCCAUUCAAAGUCCUGGAGAUGUGCCAGGGGGAGGACGGCGCCCCGUGUCGAAUAGGAUCAGUUCCUGAGCUAUUAGCUGCAGUAAAAGAACGGCAGGCAUAUGCACUCAUGCUCCAGAAGCUGAGGGGUGCCACAGACACUGCUAGCACACCCUCCCUCACACUGUGCCACACAGCCACAGGCCGUCCCCGUUACACACUCACUGUGCAGGACAGUCCACCUUCUGCCAAAGUCCCCCGUACCAACCACUUCGCUAUCUUUAUUGUUCCUCAGGGUCGAGAAUCCGAUUGGCUGUACGGUUCUGCCGAGGGUCGCACUCAGCUGGCCGCCAGCGCAAACUUCCGCCGUUUGAUCAUUGCUGCAAUGCAUCGAGACCAGGAAUAUAAAGACAUGCAAGCUGUCCAGUCCGAGCUCUCUCCCAUGGUGAUGGAGCUAGCUCCUCCUGGAAUGCCAGCCAACCAUCAGGUGCCGUUCUUGUCUGUAGGAGGUGACCUGGGCUGGAGGGAGGUGGUGGGCCGAGGUGUCAGUGGCCUAACGGGCGAGUAUUCGGUUGAAGAUGUCCGCGGAGAGGACGGUCACGUCUAUCGUAGAUUAAUCUUCAUGAACAACACUCAGCUGGUGCAGUCUGAAAGCCGCCUGCGAGCCAACUCUACAACUGGUCCUGCUCAGAAAAAGAAGAACAAAAGGAAAACAAAACCCCCUCCUGCUGCUGCUGCAGCUGAACCUCCAGGUUCAGCCAACAAAAAUCACACAGUAGAUCGAGGAUUUCUCUGUUGUACUCAUCACGAGGUGAUGAUCGCAGGCUUUGCCGUGCUGGGAAAGGAGGCCAUCGGUAAUAAAGAUGGUCAGGUGUCAGUGUUGGUGGUGGGGCUGGGCGGCGGAGGUCUGCCACAGUUCAUACGGGACUUUGUGCCCGGUGUGCGGGUGGAUGUCGUGGAACUCGACCCAGCCGUACUGGAGGUAGCAAAGACCUGGUUUGGGUUCCAGAAUGAUGACAGGCUGAAGGUCAUACUGGGAGAUGGUCUUGAACACAUCAGCAUGUUGGAGAGCAAGGGAGGACAUUCCUAUGAUGUCAUCAUUUUCGAUGUUGACAGCAAGGACCGCUCCCUGGGCAUGAGCUGCCCUCCGCCGGCGUUUGUAGAAACCCCCCUAUUGGAGAAAGUCUGCAAGUUGUUGACUCCUCGGGGAGUGUUUAUGUUAAACUUGGUGUGUCGUGACUCAGCUCUGAGGCAGUCAGUGUUGGAGCGUUUACAGGCCAUUUUCCCGAGUGUGCUCUCUCGCCCUAUUGAGGGUGAAGUGAACGAGGUGCUGCUGUGUUCCCAUGGUGGAGUGGUACAAGACAAACCAAAAACCAUCCCACAAGAGCUGCAGCAGGCUGCUAAAAACCUACAGGUGGCGCUGAAGAGCCAUAAGCAGAAUGCUGCUUUUAACCCUCAAAUAGACAUUACUGCAAUGCUGAAAGACCUGCGAGUAGCUUGAACUGUGUCAGGAUGUGUGUCAGAAUGUGGCACAGAAGUUCCCAUUUCAAUAUAACUGUAAUUUUUUUUAAGAAAUUGAAAUCAGCUACCUUUACAACCAAAAGUAGAUGAUUUUUGAUUGUUGAAACUAUGGCGUUAACAACAACAUUGGCUCUUUACAUCUUGUCUUGUGCCUGAUUUUUUUCAGUGCAGUUUGUAAUGCUUAAUUCAUCCUAAGAAAUGAGCUCCUCAGCACCUACCCCUUUUUCUUUAAAAGGAAAUUCAUGAAUCAGUUGUUGUUUCAGAGGGAAUGGGUCAGUUUUUUACAUCUUUGAUGUAAAAAAAAAUACAUAUAUAUAAAAAUUUCAUUGCAAUAUUGAUCUAAAAAUAUGACAGAAUGGUGCGAAAAACAAAAAAUAUCGUCAUGAGCAGAGGAACAUAUGAAACUAUAAGCUGAAUCAGAAUCAAACCAAGUAACCGUGUUCAGGGUUAUACAAAACACCUGUUUGGAUCGUACACUAAUGUAGGUGUAACAUGUUUUUGUACCAUUUUGUGUAAACUCUAGAGACAGUUGUGUGAAAAAUCCCCAAAGAUAAGCGCCUUCUAAAAUACUCCACCUAACCUAUCUGCAACAACUAUGGUAUGAUUAAAGUCAGAGAUCACACUUUUUCUUUUCUUCUGUGUGUUUGAUGUGUACAUUAAUGCAAGCUCUUGAACUGUUUCUGCAUGAUUUCAUGCCUUUUGCUUCGGCCACAUGAUUGACUGAUUAGAUAACUCCAGGUGUUCCUGUGGCAGGUGGACGGAGAUUGUGCGUGAUACAGUAAUGGAAAAAGUUCCACUGCGUUAUUUUAAUUCUGUAAUAAUGAUAUGUACCGAAAAUGUGUUAACGUACACUGAUCAAGCAUAACAUUAUGACCACCUGCAUAAUAUUCUGUUGGUCCUGCUUGGUUUGGCCAAAACAGCCCUGACCUGUCGAGGCAUGGACUCCACUAGAUCCCUGAAGGUAUGCUGUGGUAUCUGAUCACCAAGUUGUUAGCAGCAGAUCCUUUUAAUCUGAGACCCCACCUCGCAACUUACAGCACUUAAAGGAUACUUACAGGACAUAAAGGACACUUUUGAUAGAUACUGACCACUGCAGACCGGGAACACCCCACAAGAGCUGCAUUUUUGGAGAUGCUCUGAUCCAGUGGUCUAGCCAUCACAAUUUGGCCCUUGUCAAACUCUCUCAAAUCCUUACGCUUGUCCAUUUUUCCUGCUUCUAACGCAUCAACUUUGAGGACAAAAUGUUCACUUGCUCCCUAAUAUAUCCCACCCACUAACAGGAGCCAUGAUGAGGAGAUCAUCAGUCUGAUUCACUUCAUCUCUCACUACUCAUAAUGUUAUGCCUGAUCGGUGCAUGUACCACAAUAAUACAUAAGAAUACAUAAAACUAAAGAAAUAGACAUUUAUUUUUAAUAAUUGGAUUAAAAAUAAACAAAACA